GGAGGUUGCAUCCUAACCCAUCAUCAUUCGCACCAUUCCCAGCCUUCCCGGGAACGCACACUACGCUGGAAUCUCUUGCCAUGGAUGAUAACGACAUGGAAUUUCCAAAUUGCAGCUAAUCGGACUUUGACACAGAGAAAAAAUAAAAGCAAGGCAGCAAGAGCGAGCCCCGAAAAGGGACAUGACGGGACGGCGCACCAGCCGGGACGGACUCGGUGUCGUAGGCUCGUGAAGAAGAAUAAUAAGAAGAAGAGCAAGGAGGAGGAAGAGGGAGUUGAUUUUUUUUUUUUUUUUUAGGAGGGAAGAGUUGGGGCUUUUCAAGCGUGGUGGAACAAUGCGCUGCUUCAUCCUGCUGCUCCUCAACGGAACCGCUUGUUUGGUGGCCCUCAGUCAGGAGGACGACUCCUCGAGCCCCAAGAGAUCCUCUGGAGACUCCCCCAAGACGUUGGGCCUCCUGAGCGGCCAGGCAACCCUCUCACCGUUAAGCCGCUGGAUGCUUCACGGCAGAGGCCGGGCCGCCAAUGCCACCUCGCUGGAGUUGCCCUACCGCACACCGGCCGCCUUCUCCAAGCAGGAGUUUUCCAAGCAGGAGUUUUGGGAGAUGCUGGGUAGCGACCCGCUCAAACCCGAUGCCCUGGGCUCCCGGGUCAAGCGGCGGCCCAUCGUCAAGACGGGCAAGUUCAAAAAGAUGUUUGGCUGGGGGGAUUUCUACUCCAACAUCAAGACGGUACGGCUGAAUCUGCUCAUCACCGGCAAGAUUGUGGACCACGGCAACGGCACGUUUAGCGUGUACUUCCGCCACAACUCCACGGGUCAGGGCAACAUCUCGGUGAGCUUGGUACCGCCCGUCAAGGCGGUGGAGUUCGACCUGGAGCGCCAGAGCGUGGUCUACCCCAAGGACUCGAAGAUCUUCAACUGCCGCGUGGACUACGAGAAGGUGGACCGCAGCAAGCGCACCUCGCUGUGCAACUACGACCCAUCCAAGACCUGCUUCCAGGAGCAGAUCCAGAGCCACGUGUCCUGGAUUUGCUCGAAGCCUUUUAAAGUCAUCUGCAUCUACAUUUCGUUUUACAGCACGGACUAUCGCCUGGUUCAAAAGGUUUGCCCGGACUACAACUACCACAACGAGAUGCCCUACUUGCCAUCGGGCUAAGGGACUUGUCUGGGUGGGGAGGGCAAGCAGAGCGGAGCUGGAGCGUUUUUUUUUCUGAUGCCACUGUGUAGCCUGACUGGAGUAAAAGAUAUAUGCAAAAGUCAACCAAUAUACAUAUGCACAAAGUGGCGGUUGGGACAAGGCAUUCACAAAACGGUAGAGAAUGUCAGCGUCAACACACAAGUUCUUACCUCAACCCUAGUCAAUCAUUAUUAAGUCCUGUCACUGUCCUUCAAAAGCAGUGCACCGUCCACUGCAUGAAGAGUCUGGCUUUUAUCACAAGCCUCUUUCACACAGAGUUCCUGCAAAAUUGGCAUAGCAGAGUAGAGCCGGGAUUUAUCAGCCUGUGCCUUUUCCCACACAACCGGGACAUUGGAUGCUCGAAGAAGUCUGCAGUCUUAGUCUAAACUGACACUCCUGGUCCAGGGGCUUUUUCCUAUCACACAGCCGCCCUCCUGCCUCUGACAUUAACUCAGCAGCCCCCCCACCCCCCAUUGUCAUUUAUGUAUCUUUCACGCAGAAUAUCGACGAGCUAGGGUCAAAAAGACAAAAAGUCAGAAUGGUCAUAAAAUGAUUUGAGCAUUUACUUUCCUCCAGUUGAAUGUAAAAAGCAAAUAGGCCGGUUCAGGUAGCACUUUCCAGAGUAAACCGCCAUGUUCUGGUCAUUCCUGGUGUUAAGCGUGUGGUAAUGUCUUUAACAAUGACUCACCAUCGCAUCCCCACUCAGAAGAAUGCAGCGAUGCCUUACAAUUAAAAGACGACAUAAAAACCCCAUGAUUGCAACAAGUAACUUACUGUAUGUGAACCCACUGUCCCUAUAAAUUACUGACUUUUUUGUACUCCUAGGUCUGUAAGGAAAGUAGUAACGCAGAAUCGAUACUGGGGUUCCUUGGUUUACGUCAGGGUUCCCUUUCUUACGGAGACAAAUGUAACCUGAAUUUCUAUGCAAGUUGGAACACGCCGUAGUCAUUAUUAUCAUACAGUCAUUAUUACAGUACAGUUCUUGGCCAUAAACAUAAAAUAAUUGCAACUUUGAAAUGUCAUAUGUUGGCACCAUAGUAAACUGAAAAGUGCUCUGUCGACCAAACAACAGACAACAGUGGGUCUAGCUCAGGGGAGGGCAGAGUAUGGCCUAGGGGCCACAUUCUGCCUGCUUUGUUCCAGCCCACCAAACAUUGACAUUAUCAAGAAUCCUGUAAUAUUUGUUUCAUUAUGUAGCUUUUUAAAAAAUCAUUUAUCACAUUCAACUAUUUAUUUAUUUGAAAUAAUAAAGCAAAAUAUAGUAAAAUAAAAAUACACAUGCAUUUACAUUUUUUUAUUGAUUUGAUGAACUGAUGAGUUAAUUAAUUCUAAUUUCAAUAAUUAUUAAUGCAAUUUUUAAUAAUAUUAUUUUAUUAAAAUAAACAUAUUUUACAUCCACAUUUUAAGUUUUAUUUAUUUAUUUUUAACCUCAUCUACAAAUGACUUGGCCCACCUCUCCAUUUUAAAAAUCAAAUGUGCUCCUGUUUUGCACCCUCACAAAGGGUCGGCUAUUUUGAGACCCUUUAUAAUGUGCACCAUAGCAAACCAAAUCAGACUAUUUGGUGUAAAUGUGGCUAUAGACACAGGCAGCACAGCACAACCAGCUCUUUUAAUUAAAGUAGGACGUAACAGAGAAUGCAGCUCCAUCUUUUGUCCCUCUGUGUGUGCGGAAAAAAAGAUAACAUUUUGUUGCCGUCAGGAUUCCUGAUUUCACGCCUUGAUAACUUUGACUGUUACCAGCAAGAUUGCUCUGUCCCGACAAACACGGUCGCUCGCAACACUCACCAGUUAUCGGGCAGAAAAUACAAAUAUUAUCUUAAUAAUUGCGUAUAAUCUCCUUUAGAACUAAUUAAGAUUUCACCAAGGGGCUCGGAUGCAUUCCUCGAUGGAUGGCAGGAUGUUAACGGCGAGGAUGUUUUAGGUCCAAGUUCAGCUGUGACUUAAAGACUCUCAUUAAGAUAAAUGGCCAUCAGCUGGCGUGUGUCAAAAACUAUAGCAGAGGGCAACGUAAAAUGGAGUAAUGAACAAGCAUGGACCUUCCACUGCAAUGGACAACAUACCAUCUGCUAACCAUUUGGGUUUUAAUUUGAACAUAAAAGAAUCUUUGAUGUAGAAGUCUAAGUGGCUCCAACCAAUGACCUUGACCAAAGGACUAAUAUUAAAGAAUAUAUAAAUAAUUUAUAUUUAACCCAGUUACCUGAAAAUUGCACCGACUAGAUAAGAUAUUGCUUGCGUUGUUCAUUAGCUUGACAUUGAUGACAAUUACACAUUGGUUUGCUUUGUGGUUUGGAGGCAAAAUCAGCAGGGGAAAACAAGACAUCAGGGCAAAGUAUGCUGCAUUGGCCAAGGAAGAACCUAAUAAAUUACGGUAUGUAUCUGCUGACUAGAGAUUACCCCUCCCCAAGAAAAAUAUAUAAAAUGAAUAAAUUUAAAAAAGAUUGUACUUUGCAGAGGCUCUCUCCCUUAAAAUCCAUUGUUGGCUUUGCAAUGUGUGAUGAACAAUCUGUAUACCCUGGCAGAAAAAAAAGGUGGUUUCACUGGAAUGAACUCUUAAUUCAUGAAGACUGUGAUAUAAAAUAGGCAUUGAAGGAAUGUUAACAGGGGGUUAGGGAGGGUCAGAAGUUGGACUUAGGGUUAGGGACAAUUGAGACUUGGGAUAGGGCUGAGUCAGAGAAUUAGUGCCUCAUGUGCCACCAAAUGAAGGCCCAUGUGUAGCCCCCUUGCGGAACAUGACACCUCUGCCGAGCUAAAGAUAGUCCCAUCAGGUGUCGGGGAAAAGCCAAAGCCUCGGGGAGAGGUGGACUUGCGCAUUCAUACUUUAGCUUCCACCCCCCCCCCCCCCCCCCCAAGACGUCGACAUGUUCCUCAGCCGUAUUCCCCUUAACCCACCUGUGACCCCCCGCGAGCUGGCCUCACCACUAUACGGCCCACCCUCCCUUCAUUACUGCAGCCGAGCCAUAAUCUCCCAGUGAGCUUAGCUGUAAGAGCUCAUCGUUUUCCGCCUUUUCUGCUAUCUACCCCAUCAUGAAAGUGCUCCCAUCUUGUCCCGUGUUCAAAGUAUCUUCAGUAAGACUGGAUUGCGAGGAUGUGGUACGCACGCUCCUGCAAACUCAUAAUACCAAACCCCACAGAGAAGGUGGCAUCCCUCCCGCACACACUGCAGAAUUGCCUGGUAGUAGCCCAAGUUUUAGUCAGGCCCCGUAGCUACCUGCUCAGUUUAGCAGCAAUAGCCACCCUCCAGAACUCCGAUGGUGGGACUAAGAGACACCAGGUGGGACCCCACGCUUGGCGGAUCUACUUGGCCUUAGAGACUGCGACACCUCAGCAAAGGACAGCGACAGAAAAUCUGUAAACACACAUAUAUUAAUAUAAAUAAAUA
Messenger RNA from Phyllopteryx taeniolatus (common seadragon), 4553 nucleotides. RefSeq names its product neurexophilin-1. The transcript has 2 exons. Gene Ontology annotation, molecular function: signaling receptor binding. Lineage: Eukaryota; Metazoa; Chordata; Actinopteri; Syngnathiformes; Syngnathidae. The coding region runs from base 335 to 1153 and encodes 272 amino acids. The record is from RefSeq and is a predicted model, not a curated record.